CGGUUUGUUAAAAUGAUCCUGCUUGGCAUUCUGCUUUUAGUAUUUCUAGCGAUUGAUCCGGGGGAAUCUCAAACUUUUGAAAACUACGAGGUGGCUCAUAUUGGAUUGAUUGGGUGGACUAAUCCCAACAAUGGUGCCAUCGUGUUUGACUGCACUGGAUCGUACAUCGGAAACAACGUGAUUAUGACUGGCGCCCGUUGCUUGGAACGAAAUGGUUCUCAGGCGGAUAUUGUUCGACUUGGAUCUGCCAUGGGCGUUCCACGAGAUUUCCAAAUCAAAAACAUAUUGGUCCAUUAUAGAUAUCAAGCGGAAUAUUACUAUCAUAAUAUGGCAAUAAUUUUUCUUAAGGAAAACCCGCAAUCUGUAUCGAGUCAAUUUAAACCGGCAUGCAUCUUGUCAGUAGAACCAUCAAUGGAUACCAGUGUGUAUGUAAUUGGCAGAGACUCGUACGGAGAAUACCAGAAAACCGCAGUGGAAUUAGUUGCAUCCGACAAGUGUCAUGAAUACUAUACUCCAACUAAAAAAUUCAAAUAUGGAGCUUUGUUAGUUUGCUGCAUGUGUGCUCGUAACGCUGCGGAAAAUAAGUGCGCGAGUGAAUUGUCAUCACCCAUGCAAACUAUACUAGAGAAAAACGGAAAGCACGUGCCUUUCCUGGUAGGUCAGAAAACCAUAGGAAAAUCGUGCGGUUCAAAAAUACCUGGCAUUUACACACGUUUAAGCUCUGACGGACAUUUCCCAUGGAUAGCUACAGUUAGUGAAAUUAACUUUAAAGAUCAUAAUGCCUGCAUCGAUCGGUACUGA
Sabethes cyaneus is the source of this 801-nucleotide messenger RNA. RefSeq names its product serine protease Hayan-like. Bases 13 to 801 code for a protein of 262 amino acids. Gene Ontology annotation, biological process: proteolysis. Lineage: Eukaryota; Metazoa; Arthropoda; Insecta; Diptera; Culicidae. The record is from RefSeq and is a predicted model, not a curated record. Gene Ontology annotation, molecular function: serine-type endopeptidase activity. The transcript is spliced from 4 exons.